Mus pahari (shrew mouse) is the source of this 3832-nucleotide messenger RNA. It is a transcript of the gene Dnajc1, whose product is annotated as DnaJ heat shock protein family (Hsp40) member C1. The coding region runs from base 318 to 1979 and encodes 553 amino acids. Gene Ontology annotation, cellular component: endomembrane system. Lineage: Eukaryota; Metazoa; Chordata; Mammalia; Rodentia; Muridae. The record is from RefSeq and is a predicted model, not a curated record. The transcript has 13 exons.
GGCCUGGGAUAGGCUGAGGCCUGGGGAAACCUCUCCCACACGGCCACCUGGGUGCCAGCGCUGGCUCUCCAGCUGUUGCUAGGCCGGGCGAGGGUCUGGAGAGGGAACGCGGGCUGCGACCGGUCUCCGCUCCCCAGCCGCCCGCUCCGCGGCGCUCAGGGCUUCCGUCGAGCCGGCAGCCUGGCUGGCCGCUUCCGGGCGGCUGCCCGCGCUCCUGACUGACAGGCGCCGUCCGCCCUGCCCGCGCCGCCCGCCACGUCUCCGCUCUCUGCCGGCGCCCGGCGUGGCUGCCGACCGACCUCUCCGAGCCCGGCGCGAUGUGGCUUGCCGGCUUCGGACCCGCGCGACUCGCCCAGCGCCGGCGCUCCGGGUUGGAGUCGUCCUCGGUGCGGCCGCCGUGGCGGCUGCUGCUGCUGUUUGUGCUGGCAGCCGUGCGGCCGGUGCGCGCCUGGGAGAGCGGAGACCUGGAGUUGUUCGACUUGGUGGAAGAGGUGCAGUUGAACUUCUACGAGUUCCUCGGGGUGCAGCAGGAUGCUUCAUCUGCAGACAUCAGAAAAGCAUAUCGUAAGCUUUCACUAACCUUACAUCCAGACAAGAAUAAAGAGGAAAAUGCAGAAACUCAAUUUAGACAAUUGGUGGCCAUUUACGAAGUUUUAAAGGAUGAUGAAAGAAGGCAGAGGUAUGAUGAUGUUCUGAUCAAUGGACUUCCAGAUUGGCGACAGCCUGUAUUCUACUACAGGCGUGUGAGAAAAAUGAGCAAUGCUGAGCUGGCAUUGCUCUUGUUCAUUAUUCUCACAGUGGGUCACUAUGCCGUGGUUUGGUCCAUCUACCUGGAAAAGCAACUGGAUGAACUGCUUGGUAGAAAAAAGAGAGAAAGGAAGAAGAAGACAGGAAGCAAGAGUGUGGAUGCAGCAAAACUUGGUGCUUCCGAGAAGAACGAAAGAUUGCUUAUAAAACCACAAUGGCAUGAUUUGCUUCCAUGCAAACUGGGAAUUUGGUUUUGCCUUACACUAAAAGCAUUGCCUCAUCUAAUCCAGGAUGCUGGGCAGUUUUAUGCAAAAUAUAAAGAGACAAAAUUGAAGGAAAAAGAAGACGCACUGGCUAGAGUUGAAAUUGAAACCCUUCAAAAACAAAAGAAAGUUAAAGUUAAAAAACCAAAACCAGAAUUUCCUGUGUAUAUGCCUUUAGAAAAUACAUAUAUUCAGUCUUAUGAUCAUGGAACUUCUAUUGAAGAAAUUGAGGAGCAAAUGGAUGACUGGCUGGAAAACAGGAAAAGAACACAGAAAAAACAGGCACCUGAAUGGACAGAAGAGGACCUCAGUCAACUGACAAGAAGUAUGGUUAAGUUCCCAGGAGGGACCCCAGGUCGAUGGGACAAGAUUGCCCAUGAAUUGGGUCGAUCUGUGACAGAUGUGACAACCAAAGCCAAGGAACUGAAGGACUCAGUCACCAGCUCCCCCGGAAUGACCAGGCUCUCUGAACUUAAGUCAAACGGUCAGAAUUCGAGGCCAAUCAAGAUAGCCACAGCCUUGCCAGAUGACAUCAUCACACGGCGGGAUGACUCAGCAGGGGCCAUGGAGGAUGAGGAGCACAAGGCUGCUAAGGGUGAGCAAGAGACAGUGACCACAGAAGCCCGACCUCGGAGGCGGAAGUCAGCCAGGGUGGCUGAGGCCAUAACCAGAGUGGAGCCAGAGGAGAAGCUGAGAGGAAAGAGGCAGAAAGACUUUGAUAUAUCAGAACAAAAUGAUUCCAGUGACGAAGAGAAACAACAAAAAGAAAGAACUCGUGCUGCAGAGGAGGCGUGGACUCAGAGUCAGCAGAAACUUCUAGAAUUGGCAUUACAGCAAUACCCUAAAGGAACCUCUGACCGCUGGGACAGAAUAGCCAAAUGUGUCCCAUCUAAGAGUAAGGAGGACUGCAUUGCUAGAUACAAGCUGCUGGUUGAACUGGUCCAAAAGAAAAAGCAAGCUAAAAGCUGAAUCUUCUGGAAGGGGAGAGUGUGGUGCCAAAAAUAUAAGGUCUUCUGUCAGCCAGCCAAGGAGGGAAAAAAAAGAGGCAUCAGGUGGAAUUUGAGAUAAAGCAAGUAAGUUUGAUUGUCAAAUGAGAGAUGUAAGCCUGGAAGGUGGUGCGGGGGAUAAGGCCACUGGCUGCUAAGCCAUCCAGUCUGAGCCCACUCUCCAGGAAGCACAUGUUCUCAAAAGCUGCCCUCUGGCCCCUGCAUUCCUAUUGUGGUACGGCACACACAUCCGAAGCCCACAUAUGCACAUGCACAUGAAUACAUGGAUCUAAAAUUUUUAAAAGAAUUUCUUGCUUUUGUUUGAAACUUGAAAAGGUUUUUGGGCUUGUGUUUUGGUGUGAGUGCUCUGCCUUUGUGUAUGUCUGUGUACCAUAAGAUGACAUUGGAUCCCACAGACCUGUUGUUAUGGAUGGCUGUAAGUCACCAUGCAUGUAGGUGAUGGAAAUUGAACUUCACUCCAGCCCCUUGUUUGAAACUUUAGAAGGAAACUUCAAACUGCUGCCAAGCAAGAGAUGCGCUCCACUGGCUGCAGUGUACUGUUUGUGGUCAUACCCAGUUCUACACAAUGACACCUCAGUACCCAGUAUGUUACUGUUAGCAGGUAAGGCCUCUCAGGGUGAUAAGCUGUUGCCAAAACUCAAUGUCUACCCCUUCUCCUAAGGUCUCAAAGACUAACCAGCAACUCCAAAGUUCAUGCAGGGUAACCUUAUAUAGUUUAUAUAGGAUUACUUACAGUGGAUGAGGGCUUAUGGGUUGGAGCAGAGGUGGCCUUAAAGCAGCCACACUGGAAGGUCUGCAGCCAGCAGGGAUGGUGUCUUCCCAAGGCUACAUUGAGGGAGCCAGUUCCCCUAAUCCUUCCUUGCCUACAGAGACCCUAAAGCACAUGCAAUUAGAACACAAUUGAAAACAGCUGGAUAGUAGGGGGUGCCUGGAUACUCACAUAGCUGUUCCAUGACUCCCUCCCCAACCCCUCCUUUCCAAGAUGUGAGUCCAAGUCUGUCAAACAGACCCAGCUGGCCUCCUGAAGGUGGUGGCAGUUUGACCUAUUAUCAUGGGCAAAACCACACACAAAGUCCCUAGGAAGCCAAUGGCCUUCUUCCUCUCGUUGAAGACACAACUUCCAGCAGAGCUGGUUCUGCUUUCAGUCACUGUGCAUGUUGUUAAAGAGACCAAGAGUGGUUUUCUAGAGUGGCCCUGUUCUGUGAGUACCUGUGGACCAUUGUUAGGGAGUGUCAGACAUGACCUCCCACUUACAACUGGACACUUAUUUUUCAGCUGGUUAUCCAUUUUCUGAACCUCUCCUCACAUCCAGAUUGCUCGCAUCACUGUACGCCCAAGCACUGCACCCACAGCACUUUCUGAGGCUGACUUGACUACCUCUAAUCCUGAAAAUCAGUAUGAGUCCUCUUUUGAUCACAUUCUUUUAUGGGAAUAGAAGUAAAUGCCCCACAUUCUGGGCUGGAAUUCUCAACUAGUAGAGUGCUUCCCAGCAUUCAUGAAGCCCUGAGUGUCUAUCCCUAGCACCCUAUAAACCUGGGUGUGGUGCUGCAUGGCUGUCCUCCCAGAACUCAAACCGUGGGAGGAUCAGGUCACCUUUGGAUACAGAGUGAGUUCCAGGCCAGCCAUGUUGUGGUGGUCUUCAUGAGAUGUUUGAAUACCUGGCUUUGUUCCAAAAGCCAUUUCAAAGUCAGCUUUGUUUGCUGCUUGUGGUGCCUGUAGGCCACUCGUCCCAGGACCUGCUAAUGCCACCUCCAUCUAGCCACCAUGGACUCAUACUCUGGAACCAUAGGCCCCAGAUAAACCCUUUCUUUUAUA